Messenger RNA from Lactuca saligna, 447 nucleotides. NCBI's taxonomy places the organism in Eukaryota, Viridiplantae, Streptophyta, Magnoliopsida, Asterales, Asteraceae. The record is from the annotation of a GenBank genome assembly.
AUGGCGACUUUAAGAACGGAGGCGGUACCCAUGGAUCAACAUCAAACCCUCCCAAUUUCACUCCUUCAAUAUUUGUGGCGUCAUUCAGAAGUAGGAUACGUGGCAUCAAAAGGACCCAGAAAAUCUAACUUAGGAGGCAUGACAAUGGAGGCUAAUUUAAAUUAUAAAUUGACUUGUUAUACUCUUGAGUAUGAAACCAAGGAUACUGAUAUUUUGGCAGCAUUUCGAGUAAUUCCUCAACCUGGAGUUCCGCCUGAAGAAGUAGGGGUCGUAGUAGUUGUCGAAUCUUCUACUGGUACAUGGAGAACUGUGUGGAACGAUGGACUUACGAGCCUUGAUCGUUACAAAGGGAGAUGCUAUGGAAUCGAGCCUGUUCCUAGAGAAGAAGAUCAAUAUAUUGCUUAUGUAGCUUACCCGGCCAAUUUGCUACGAAAUGGAGAUUACUAA